UCCCUAUUCCCUAUACGCCCCACUCUCUGCCGCAGAGAGUGGGCUUCGUGUUCUUACUUUUGCAGCAUAUCUUAUAAUUCAACUUUCUCUCCUUUUCUUUCGAUCAAUAUUCAACUUUCUCUUCUGUUGGUUGCAAAAUUUCAACUCCUUCCAGCUCCAAAAAAAGAAAUAUUAGAGAAAGAAUUUAAUAUUUAGAUACUACUUUUAGGAAUUCAGGCAGAAACAAUUUAAUCUAACAGGGUGGAAGUUUGAAUCUUUCUUUCUUUUUCCUGUCCUCCCCGUGGAUGGGUGAAGAGGGAUUACCAGGUGAUGUUAAAAACAGAGUCAAAACAGCUCCAAAAUUGACAUUAUUGCCGCUUAUUGCUUUGAUAUUCUAUGAUGUAUCUGGAGGUCCUUUUGGUGUGGAGGAUACGGUGAAGGCAGGAGGUGGUCCUUUGCUGUCUUUACUUGGUUUCUUGAUAUUUCCUUUAAUUUGGAGUGUUCCUGAAGCUCUAGUUACAGCAGAGCUAGCCACAAGCUUUCCUGAAAAUGGUGGAUAUGUUAUUUGGAUAUCUUCAGCUUUUGGUAGUUUUUGGGGUUUUCAAGAAGGGUUUUGGAAAUGGUUUAGUGGGGUUAUGGAUAAUGCCCUUUAUCCUGUGCUGUUUCUUGAUUACUUGAAGCAUUCUUUUCCCAUUUUUAACAGAUUAAUUGCUCGAAUUCCUGCUCUUUUAGGUAUUACAGCUUCUUUGACGUAUUUGAACUAUAGGGGCCUACACAUUGUUGGAUUUUCAGCUGUUUCACUUGCUGCUUUCUCACUCUUUCCAUUUGUUGUAAUGGGUAUGCUUUCGAUUCCUCAAAUUAGGCCUAAACAAUGGCUGGUUGUAGAUUUUAGUAAAGUGGAUUGGAGGGAAUACUUCAAUAGCAUGUUUUGGAAUCUGAAUUAUUGGGACAAGGCUAGUACUCUUGCAGGGGAGGUUGAAAACCCCAGUAAGACAUUCCCAAAGGCACUAUUUGGGGCUGUGAUUUUGGUUGUCUCUUCAUAUUUGGUUCCACUUCUUGCUGGAACUGGGGCUUUGAGGACCUCAUCGAGUGAGUGGAGCGAUGGAUACUUUGCGGAAGUUGGGAUGUUAAUAGGAGGAGUUUGGCUUAAAUGGUGGAUCCAAGCGGCUUCCGCUAUGUCUAAUUUAGGACUAUUUGAGGCUGAAAUGAGCGGUGAUGCCUUUCAGCUUCUUGGCAUGAGCGAGAUGGGAAUGCUCCCAGCUAUCUUUGCUAAAAGAUCAAAAUAUGGGACGCCGACCAUUAGCAUACUGUGUUCUGCUACUGGAGUUGUGUUCUUGUCAUGGAUGAGUUUUCAAGAAAUCUUGGAAUUUCUGAACUUCUUAUAUGCCAUAGGAAUGCUUCUCGAAUUUGCAGCUUUUAUAAAACUGAGAGUAAAGAAACCAGAACUGCAUAGACCUUAUAAAGUCCCCUUGGAAACAUUUGGUGCAACAUUGCUUUGCCUACCUCCUUCAAUAUUGCUUGUUCUUGUCAUGUGCCUGGCUUCUCUAAGAACAUUCUUAGUAAGUGGUGCUGUUAUUUUUCUUGGAUUCAUCUUAUACCCUACUCUAGUUCAAGCCAAGGACAGGAAUUGGAUCAAAUUUGAUGCAGAACAACCAGAAGUACCUUCUUCCAGUACGGUCGCUGCUGACGGCAGUCAAGAAGUUGCAGUUGUAGAUGAAGCAUCUGUCAUGCUUCUUUCAGAUCUGUCAACUACAGAAACAGACCAAGAAGGCCACGAGACACAAUAAAGAUCGUAUAGACGUUUCCUUUAUUCUAUCAAUAGAGUAUAUGAAGCAGCAUUAUUGUUUAAUAAUGUCCAUAUCUUAUCUCAGAUCCUCAGUGGCUCAAGGAACACAUUAUUUUGCAUUAAUCUUUGCUAUAUAUAUUCAGUACACGUGGUCUUGUACCACUGAGAAAGGGACUCGGAUGUCUCAAUUAUCUCUAGGAAUUUAAUAUUCAGCAUGUUUAUAUUCUUGAGAAAUUGAAUGAUAGCAUUUCAUGCUACAAAGAAAAAUAAUAAAUUUUUGGAAAAACUUUGUCUAAA
Messenger RNA from Ricinus communis (castor bean), 2062 nucleotides. RefSeq names its product probable polyamine transporter At3g19553. The coding region runs from base 285 to 1766 and encodes 493 amino acids. Lineage: Eukaryota; Viridiplantae; Streptophyta; Magnoliopsida; Malpighiales; Euphorbiaceae. Gene Ontology annotation, molecular function: transmembrane transporter activity. Gene Ontology annotation, biological process: transmembrane transport. The transcript is spliced from 3 exons. Gene Ontology annotation, cellular component: membrane. The record is from RefSeq and is a predicted model, not a curated record.